AUGUUGAGUAUCAACACUAACAAUUGCAUUGAGAGACAGAAUGAGUCCUUGAAAUACCAGUACCUGAAGGAUCGAAAUAACAACAGCCUCAGUGGAAUGGUUACGACACUAAUCGAGGAAUUUCUACCCGACAAAUACAGAAGGUACAGUACAUCCCACAUUCAAAAAUUCAAAAGCUUAAAGUUAAAGUAGGGAUUAAUGCAAAGAUUCUACAACAUAUGCAACUCAAAUAUCACUGCAUAAUUAUUAACAAUUCAUUAAGAAGCUGCUUUUUUCCCAGGUAUGUGGAGCUUAACACAAGGUGCAGUGAAGGAUACAGGCGCUACAGCUCAGAUGUGCCAAAAUACUUGCACAAUAAACCAAGACCAUUUGUGAACCACUGCAGGCAGCGCAUAAUAUCUGCUGUUGAAGUAGAACCCCAGCAUAUCAAGGAGGUUUGUAAUGGCAUAGAAGAUGGUCAGUUCCAAGUGCAAUCACAGUCAAGCAACACAUGGUACAGCCUGUCUUUUGGUGCUGGGGAUGUCAUGCCACGAUGUAGCUGUCCGGAUUUUUGCCACACAGGGCUCCUAUGCAAGCAUUUUUUUGCAAUUUUCGACCAUUACCCAAAAUGGCAGUGGGGUUCAUUGCCAGAAAAAUAUCGUGAAAACCCCCAUCUCUCACUAGACAGGGAGCAUGUGUUUGCUGAUUUCACUAAGUAUAAAAGUGGUGAAGAAAAUCACAACAUUCAGAUUGGUCAAGACGUACCAGGAAAUCAGCAAGAUGGCAAAGCAGGUGUCCCAAACCAGAAAGUCAAAGGCAUUGAAAGUCAAAUCAGGCAAGAGGCAGUAACAUGUAGGGAGAAGCUUAAAGGGCUAACAUCAUUGACAUACAACAUUGAAGAUGUAAGUGCCCUCAAAGAACUCAACAGUUCCCUUGAAAUGUUACUAAUUAAGUUCACAACCUUUCAAACAACUGAUGAAAAGGAAAACUCGUUACAAAAACAAACGUUGAUUAAAAAACAAUCUGGCAAGAAACAACUCAAAUCAUCUUUUGGAAAUUACCUGCCACUACCUGUGCGCCCCAAGAAAAAAAGGUUUCACAACAGAGUUGGAGAAUUUGCAUCCAUGAUGCAAAAACACUAUAAAGUGCAAAUCCCUGUUGAUGGAGUGUCAGUCAAGACAUCCAAAACAAAAAGUUCUCUCAAAAGAAAGAAAGAAUUGCACAAAGAAUCCAAACAUCCUUCUCCACCAAAGAAACAACGCACAGAAGAACAGAACCACCUUGUCCAAAAUGAAACUAAAACAAGCAAUGAUCCAUCCGCUGCUCAGGAGAGAACUGAUACCCCUCCAACUAACACUCAACACCCAAAUUCAGAAGACCAACCUUUGCAGAAAGAAAUACCGGUAUUCUCAUUGGCAGUCAGCAACAGUCAAUCAUCAACAGUCAGCAACAGUCCAUCAUCAGCAGUCAGCAACAGUCCAUCAACAACAGUCAGCAACAGUCCAUCAUCAGCAGUCAGCAACAGUCCAUCAUCAGCAGUUGGCAACAGUCCAUCAUCAAAAGUCAGCAACAGUCCAUCAUCAGCAGUCAGCAACAGUCCAUCAUCAACAGUCAGCAACAGUCCAUCAUCGGCAGUCAGCAACAGUUCAUCAUCAGCAGUCAGCAACAGUCCAUCAUCAGCAGUUGGCAACAGUCCAUCAUCAAAAGUCAGCAACAGUCCAUCAUCAGCAGUUGGCGACAGUCCAUCAUCAAAAGUCAGCAACAAUCCAUCAUCAGCAGUCAGCAACAGUCCAUCAUCAACAGUCAGCAACAGUCCAUCAUCGGCAGUCAGCAACAGUCCAUCAUCAGCAGUCAGCAACAGUCCAUCAUCAGCUGUCAGCAAUGGUCAAUUUGGUGACUCAAGUACUCCUUCAAACAAAUCUACUCCAGGACCUAUUAUAAUUGACGAAAAUUCUCCUGAUCCUCCAUCAUGGUUGACAAUAGAAAAUUGUGACCCUGAGGAUCCAAAUUACAAACUUAAUCUGUAUAUAGAAAACAAGACAAGAAUUUUACAGAAGACCACCUGGCUCUCGGAUUCUGAAAUCCAUGCAGGGCAAAUGCUCCUCAAGAGGGAUUAUCCCUUCGUGGACGGGCUAUGUGAUCCACCAAUAAAAGGGUCCCUUGUUGUCCCUGCAACAUCAGAGUUCAUUCAGAUCAUCAAUACUGGGAACCACUGGGUGUGUCUAAGUACAAUUUCAACAACAUCCAGUCCCGACACUGUCAAGAUUUUCGAUAGCCUUUAUCAGAAUACUAAUUCAACAGCAGUAGAGCAUGCCUGUCGCAUGUUCAUGUAUCCUGGAGACAAAGUCACCUUUAUCAAUGAGAAAGUCCAGCGACAAGUUGGAGGUAGUGACUGUGGUCUGUUUUCGCUGGCAUUUGCAACUGAUUUGUGUCAUGGUAUAGAUCCCACAAAUCAGAAGUAUAACCAAGGAUCUAUGCGACAGCAUUAUGUCACCUGCCUAGAAAAUGGAGCCAUGUCACCAUUCCCCAAAACUGAAAAGAGAGUGCCACGUUACUUGGGCAGUAUCAAGUCAUCUGUUGCUAUUUACUGUGUGUGUAGGCUACCAUAUGACAGAGAAGAAUAUGUUCAGUGCAGCAAUGGAAAUUGCAAAAAAUGGUAUCAUCCCACCUGUGUUAAAAUACCAGCCUGGGCAAUAAACAGCAACCGUAAGUGGAGAUGCAACAAAUGCGAAGAGGAUGCAAAAGUUGCAUCUUCCUCAAGAAAUUAA
This is a messenger RNA of Porites lobata, 2747 nucleotides long. NCBI's taxonomy places the organism in Eukaryota, Metazoa, Cnidaria, Anthozoa, Scleractinia, Poritidae. The record is from the annotation of a GenBank genome assembly.